AUGGAGGGGAGACCGGACGUUCGGGGAUUUAAGGCAAUGUUCGAUAUACUCGAAACAGAUAUUGUCAUUUUUCAAGAAGCCAAGAUCCAACGAAAAGACCUCCAGGAUGAUAUGGUGCUUGUCCCAGGAUGGGAUUGUUAUUUCAGCCUUCCAAGACACAAGAAAGGUUACUCCGGCGUAGUAAUAUAUACCCGCAGCUCCAAGUGUGCUGCAAUCCGGGCAGAGGAAGGGUUAACUGGUACUCUCUGCUUGCCGAACUCUUCAACUCAGUUUCGACAUUUGCCUGAAUCGGAGCAAAUCGGCGGAUACCCUACCACUGAGCAGCUAGAGGAACUGUCUGCUGUCGACCCUGCUACGCUUGACUCUGAAGGGCGAUGUUUAAUCCUGGAAUUUCCUGCUUUUGUCUUAAUAGGAGUUUAUUGUCCUGCCGACCGCGAUGAAGCCCGAGAUGAUUUUCGGCUUGGAUUCCUGAACGUACUUGACGCUCGCGUGAGGAAUCUCAUCAAGAUAGGAAAGCGUGUCAUUUUAACAGGUGACUUGAACAUAUCUGGGGCGGCGAUCGAUUCAGCACCGGCUCUGGAAAGAAUCAGGAAAAAUACCGAAACCGAGGAAGAAUAUACAUCUACUCCUUCGCGGUGUCUCUUCAAUCGACUCGUGAGGCGUGGGAGCUCAACCGGCUGUAAAGACGACGACGAAACUCCGCCCGUGCUUCGAGACCUCUGUAGGGAAUUCCAUCCUGACCGGGCUGGCAUGUAUACCGUUUGGAAUCAAAAAGUAAACGGUCGACCGGGUAACUUUGGCGCAAGAAUCGACUACGUCCUCUGUAGCGAGGAUAUCAGGGACUGGUUUGUUGAAUCCAACAUCCAAGAGGGACUUAUGGGAUCGGACCAUUGCCCCGUUUACGCUUCAAUGAGUGAUAAAGUUCUCUUAGACGGAAAGGAAGUCCAUACUUUAGAUAUCAUGAACCCCGAAGGCGCGUUCAAAGAUGGGAUACCACAACCUCGCUCUGCGAAACUAACGCCGCUACCGCUUUCAGGGAAGCUAAUCCCGGAGUUCAACCACCGCAGGAACAUUAAAGAUAUGUUCAGAAAUCAUUCCCUUUCCAGGACCAAUAGCGAAGUAAAAGUGCCAGCAGAUGACGAAUCUCGUGCUGUAUCCGAAGCUUCUGAUUCAGGUACCCAGUCCAAAAAUACCACUGAAGGCAAAAAUACUCCAACGACAAUGAACCCGCCUUCCAAGCGAAGCUAUAGCAACACCAGCCGGGUAUCACCUUCUAAGCGUCCGAAACUAAAAGGCCGACCUUCUGGCCAUCGAGGCAACGGCCAGCAAACCCUCGCAGGCUUUUUUAAAGCAGAAAGACCCAUGAACGCUACCAAUGAAGGGUAUGCGCCUGCUUCCAUCAGCUCCUCAGAGGGACCUCAGAGCGGAGUGCAGCCAGCUUUGAGGGAUGAACAAUCGGUCACUGCAGAAGCAACGGCUCUGGUGCCAGAUGAAUUCCCCAAGAUCUCUCCCGACUCCCCUGCUUUUUCAUGCAGCCCUAUUGAAUCAUGGUCAAAGGUCUUUACAAAGAAGCCCGUGCCUAAAUGUGAAGGCCACGACGAAGAUUGCAUUUCACUUGUCACCAAGAAACCGGGAAUAAACUGUGGAAGGUCUUUUUGGAUAUGUCCACGGCCGCUAGGUCCGAGUGUGACUGGCGAACAAGCUAACUAG
Molecule: messenger RNA, 1710 nt
Organism: Arthroderma uncinatum
Lineage: Eukaryota; Fungi; Ascomycota; Eurotiomycetes; Onygenales; Arthrodermataceae
Product: ap endonuclease
Exons: 5
Coding region: 1-1710 (569 amino acids)
Biological process (GO): base-excision repair
Cellular component (GO): nucleus
Molecular function (GO): DNA-(apurinic or apyrimidinic site) endonuclease activity; endonuclease activity; DNA binding
Source: RefSeq, a predicted model, not a curated record